Lytechinus variegatus (green sea urchin) is the source of this 6711-nucleotide messenger RNA. Its product is annotated as histone-lysine N-methyltransferase EZH2-like. Gene Ontology annotation, molecular function: histone H3K27 methyltransferase activity; protein binding. Gene Ontology annotation, biological process: chromatin remodeling. The coding region runs from base 130 to 2376 and encodes 748 amino acids. The record is from RefSeq and is a predicted model, not a curated record. Lineage: Eukaryota; Metazoa; Echinodermata; Echinoidea; Temnopleuroida; Toxopneustidae. The transcript is spliced from 21 exons.
UCUAGCGCCAUCUUUUGUUGAUUGUUUGCAGCAGCACAUCCGAGACCGAGAUCCCGCGUUGAUCCGAUUCCGACUCUUUUGUGGAAAUUCAAUCUAUACUUGACGUUUGGUCAUAGGUCAAAUGACAUCAUGGCAUCAAACGCUACAAGGUCAGCAACCUCCAGCCCGGCCAAGAGUGAACGGAGUACAAGUGAAAAGAGCGAAAAGAACACCUUCACAGAUCUGAAGUCAAUAGUGAAGUCAGAGUACAUGAGCUUGGUGACUAACAGACGUUUCAAGAGAGCUGGAGAGAUUAGGAUGAUUUGGUCGGCCAAUCGUAAAUGUAUAGAAGAGAGAACGGAGGAGAAUGAAAGGAAGAAUCAGGAUCGUCCCUUCCAGUCUAUCCACACUGCUGCUUCCUUCGAUCAACUUCCCAUUACAAGAAAGUGUUCCAUAGAGGUUGGUAGUAACAAGCAGAAACAGACUGCCCCGCUGCAUACACUUAAUGGUGUUAGUUCAGUGCCAUGUGUCUAUACAUGGGCUCCACUUCAACAAAAUUUUAUGGUGGAAGAUGAGACGGUUCUGCACAAUAUUCCUUACAUGGGGGAUGAAGUCUUAGAGCAAGAACAGACAUUCAUUGAGGAACUCAUCAAAAACUAUGAUGGCAAAGUACAUGGUGAUCGAGAGGGAGGUUUCAUUGAUGAUGAAGUCUUUGUUGAGCUUGUUAGGAGUGUAGCAGCCUCAGAGCGUCAGAUGACAACCAAAAGAGAAGAAGAAAGUGCAGGCUCUGAUUUGACCCAGAUGAAAUUAGAAGAAUUGAAAGAGCCGGAAUUGAAACCAGAAGAAGAUUCUUCAUCGUCUGUUUUUCCUAAAGAUAUCAUCUUCAAGGCCAUCGUCAGCUUCUUCCCUGAAAGAGGAACAAUAGAAGAGCUCAAAGAGAGGUAUCGAGAGCUGACAGAGAAGCAGGAUCCUAACAUCUUACCUCCCGAGUGUACUCCAAACAUUGACGGACUAAAUGCCAAAUCAGUGCCUCGAGAUGAGACUAUGCAUUCCUUCCACACACUCUUCUGCAGACGCUGCUAUAAAUACGACUGCUUCCUCCAUCCAUACCAUCCAACUCCUAGUCAGACCAAACCCAAGAACAAGGAAUUCAGGACUAGUACUGAGCCAUGUGGACCAAGCUGUUUUAUGCAUAAACAAGAGUACUGUAUUCCAGAGCUUCCCACACCAUCUACUGAGAAGAGUAAGGGAUCUCCAUUCCGACCCGGCUUCAGGAAGUUGGGAGGCGGACGUUCUAACACCAGCACACCAACCAAAUUCCUGGGAGAGUUAGAACCCGAGUUUCAGCCAUAUGAUAAACCCUUUAUUGAGCCAGAGAGUAGCAGUAAUGACAGCUUGCCAGCUGAUACCAACCUUGUGACAUCAGAGGAAUGGAAUGGAAGGGAGUCCUCACUCUUCAGAGUCUUGAGAACUGUCUAUUAUAACAAUUACUGUGCCAUGGCGAGGUUGCUCAGGACAAAGACUUGUGUUCAGGUGGCAGAAUUUUCAUCGAAGGAAGGUGAAGCAAUGGAACUCUCACCAGAGCACAACACACCACCUAGGAAGAAGAAGAGAAAACAAAAGUUGUGGUCUAUGCAUUGCAGAAAAAUUCAACUCAAGAAAGGUAAAGACAAUUCUUCAACUCAUGUAUACAACUACCAACCUUGUGAUCACCCUGGCAAACCUUGUGAUUCCGACUGCACCUGUAUUAUGCUCCAAAACUUCUGUGAAAAGUUCUGCCAGUGCUCCACAGAAUGUCAGAAUCGAUUCCCUGGAUGUCGAUGUAAAGCUCAAUGUAACACCAAGCAGUGUCCAUGCUACCUUGCUGUAAGGGAAUGUGAUCCCGAUCUAUGCCAGACUUGUGGAGCAAGUGUGUUCACAGAUAAAAGUACAAGUGAAAGUAUAUCUUGCAAAAAUGUCAGUCUACAACGAGGAUGGAAACGGCAUCUUCUGCUGGCUCCAUCGGAUGUUGCUGGGUGGGGUAUCUACAUCACUGUUCCUGUCAUGAAGAAUGAAUUCAUCUCAGAGUACUGUGGAGAGAUUAUCUCUCAAGAUGAGGCUGACAGACGUGGAAAGGUCUAUGACAAGUACAUGUGCAGUUUCCUCUUCAAUCUAAAUAAUGAUUUUGUUGUUGAUGCCACAAGGAAAGGAAACAAGAUUCGUUUUGCCAACCACUCCAACAUACCAAACUGCUAUGCCAAAGUUAUGAUGGUGAAUGGAGACCAUCGGAUAGGUAUCUUUGCCAAGAGGAACAUUCAGACUGGAGAAGAAUUAUUCUUUGAUUACAGAUAUGGUCCGACUGAUGCCCUGAAAUAUGUAGGAAUUGAAAGAGAGAUGGACAUCCUGGCAGCAAAGUGAAAACUGCAUCAACCAUCAAUCUAACAUUCCAGGAAUAUAAGGACUAGUUCUGACACCACAAUUGUUGAGGUUUUUUCAUGGUUUACAGUCUCUUUUUAGAAAGAAGACAGUUUUAUUGCACUGUAAUCUUGUCUUCUGCUGAAAGCAUGGAAAGGAAUAUUCAUGUGAUAUGUUGAUGAUCCAAGUAAGGGAUAUUUGAUAUGAAAUGAUCAAGAGUGAAUAGAAUUUUGCAUGUAUAUUGCGAUAGUUGUCACUUUUCACUGCCAUCACCUUAUCUUUAUCUUGUCACCUACAUGACCACUACUAACAAGUUGAUUUCUUUGUGACUACCACCAACACCACCAUCAUUAAGAAUGUCAUCAAUGCUACCACCUCCACCACUGUCACAAAAUAUGUCACCACCACAACUGCCACUAAUAAUGCUAUUACCAUUAACAUCACACCACCACCACCACCAAAGUCAAUAUUACGAGUGUUGUUACCAUUACCACUGUUACAACCAUCUACAAUGUCAGCACCACUAGUACUUUAAAAACCAUUAACUGCACCACCACCAAAAUCACCACUAAUGGUAUCAUCACAAUUAACACCAUUGGUACCAUGAACAAUGUCAAUACCAUCACAACCACCAUAAUCAUUGUAGUCACCUUACAUUCAUCACUAAAAUCAGAACAUUUUCCCUAACCAACACCACUAACAUCUAAAACGGUUGCACCAUCACCGCAACUAUCACCAUCACUGGUUGAUACCACCAUUAUCAUCACCAUCUUUGCCACAACUAUUACCAUCAUUACCGCCACCACCACCAUCAUUUUCACCUCGGUGGCUUCCACUCCGGCCACCACCACAACUGCUUACCUCACUUUUGGCUUCCACAAAAUGAAUAAGUGGAAGACCAUGUUCUAUUUUCACCAGUCGUUAAAGAUGUGGUAAGACUCACAAAGGAACUUGUUCCAAUUGCAGACAAUAUGCAUGUUCCCUCUUGUAGACUUACAAUGUGCCCUUGUAUGUUCCACUGUAUUGAUAGCCAGAAGAGCUUUCAUUAUAGUUGGUCAUAGCUGCAAUGUUUAAGAUGUCUUCUCUGGAACUGUUGCAGUCACACUCAACAGCUGUACACUAGAUCAGAAUAAUAAAUCAUAUCAUUGUGUACGUGUUCAGGUAUAUAAUAACAGCUCUCGAACAGAACUGUUACGACAGCCGUGCCUUAUCGAUUAUCACUGUCACUGGCAAAAUCAAAUGCAUGCAUUUUUGUAAUAUUUUGAAUAUUUUUCAUUUCAAGUAGUUUUAUACUUAUGCUCCUAUUCAAUGACAUGUAUUUUUCUAAUUGUGAAAUAAAGUCGGACAAACUCAUUCUUGUGCAGAUCUGCUUCAUGACUUUGUCCUUAAAACAUUUUUGUUUAUUAAAUGUCUGUGUUUCUUAUAUUUGUAUGUCUUGGGCUCAAUUAAUAAAUGCAACUAAGAUGCAUUUCCCAUAUGCAUGUUUUCGAAUUGGUUGGCAAUCAAAUUACAUUCAAUUUUAGGAGUUGCUUUUGAUUGCAAAUCACUCGGUUAAAGAACCCCCCCACAAAAAAAAUUAAAUAAAUAAAUGAAUAAAAAAAUAAAAAAUGGAGACAGACAAGGCAAAGAAUAAGAAGGAAGAGGGGGUGGUGCAGAAGGAAGAGAAUCAUUUGCCGUGCACAUGUAAUAUAACGGUAAAAGAAGAAAGAAAACAGAAUUGAAAUCUGCAGGAUUUUAACCUGCCAUCUACUAGCUGACAUCAACUCUACCUCUAGGCUCCAUGCCACUACUGGUACUUGCCAUAUAGCAGUCAAGGAAUAGAUCCCGUUGGGUACCUAUUCACAUCACCUGGGUCAAGUGCGGCUCAUGUGGAUACAUAUUGUGCUGAAAGAAAUUAAUGCCUGGAGCGGACAUGCCAACCCUUUUUAUAGUAUUUGUUCCUCGUGUUUGCUUUGAAUACACCAAUACUUUUUUGUAUGAUUUGUUUCUUUUUUUUCUGAUCAUGGAGUAUGUAUUAUACACAGCCAAUGACACUAGUGCCGACAGUCCGAGACUAUUAAUAAUCACUCUCAGGCCAGUAACUUGUUGCAUGGAAAGAACAAGUAAAUUCUUGCCUACGAGAGCAUGUUUAAAAGAAUGAAUUAUGAAGUAGAGUCAUUUCACAUGUUUUUCACUGAUCUCACUACAACAGGCUGGCAAUUGUUGCAUUGAGACAAAUUUUUGAAAAUACUCUCCUUUUUUGUCUAAAAAAUUGUUUUCCUUCUAAGAAUACUUCUUUUUUUGUGGAAGGUUGGCAGGCUGCUGGAGUAGGAUUUGAACCAGUGACCUUCUGAUAAAAAAGCAAUCAAUAAUAUGAGAGUGUCUUCACAUCAAAGUUAAUCUUUGCCGUGCCGUUAGAGAUCUAGAUCUGGUACAUGUAGAUUUUACUUUGUGACAUGAAAUUUAAACUUUGAAAUGAUGAGACUAAAAAUCACCAACACUGAUAACCACAUUUGGGUCAUUGUGUCAUUAUUGCUUGGAAAAAAAAAAAAUUUAGCUGGGAAGUCAUACUUUUAGGGGCUUAUUUUCUCAUCAUUUACACCUUUUCAACCAGAUCAGAAUUAUUUGACAUAGGCACAAAUUUUUAUUCAUGUAUGCAAAUACUUUGGUGGUAAUUUUAUUUGAUUCUGUUCAAACUCAUUUUGAGAUCAUUACAACAACUAAUACUUUAAAAAAGAUCACAUUAUUUUAUAAUUUCUUUUGAUUUUCUAUAUAAUAAUUAUAAGCCCAUUUGAACUCAUGAAAUAAGAACAUUCUGGUUGUAUUUGCUAAUUCUUUAUCACAACUUACCUCACAAAUCUCAUUUCGAUUGCUCAGUUUCAAUUGCAUUUUUCAAUGACAUAAAUUUCAUAUUCACAUUCAGUGCCUUUAUUGUAAUCUCAAAUACUAAUGUUCUAUGUGAACUAUACAUUUUAUCAUGUAGAAUUUUCUUGUGUAUUAUGUCUUUUCAUUAAUUUAGCUGACAAGUGAAACCUAAUGGUCCACAGUGUCUCGCUGUAUUACAAAUACACUGGAAAUAAAUAUAUUUCGGAUUUGUAUUUGUACAUGCUGUAUAUGUAGCAUUUUUAUAUCCUCAUUUCCUAUCCUAUUUGACAUGCUUUCAUGCAAGGGUCAUUGUUCAUUUGUUAAAUAAUAUUUAUUUUAAAAUUUUGUAAAUAUGACAGAUGUACAAUUUCUGAUUAUUAUUUUGCCCUCAAUUUGUUUUAUUAAUCCUUUUCAAGGAUUACUGCUCGUGCAUUCUCAUUGUAUUUUAAGAAUCAUGAGAAUAACAUGUACACUUACAUGCAUUCAGUUUAUGAUUACAAUUUAGUUCAUAAUUUGAUGUAUUUCUCCUUAUUCCUAACAAGAAUUAAUUGACGUUACUAUCUACAUGUGUCUGUUGAAAAUUUGUCUGUUGCACAUUUCUGAUUUAGCUCACAAUUCAAUCUUUAAGCAGAUUGUUGUAUCCUAAUCAAACUCUGGAUUAUGCUUAUCAUAAUCAUGUUCAGAAGAAUGCAUUUUGUUUGCCAUAUUGUCAUUAUAGGCAAGGCAGAUCCAAAAAGAAUGUAAUAAAGUUUAGAAAUACAAAUGUUCCCCUUUUGGGAUUUCAUUUGUUAUCAAGUAAAGUCAAAGGCAUCAUCAGCUUUUGAAAGGGUUGGAGGGAGCUUGUGGGGGGGGGGGCUGCCCAUGUGUGGCAAAAAUAAACCAAGUGUAUUAUGCUGUUAAAAGUUCGUAAUUUUGAUAUUCAUAACAAGCAGCCAUAUCACAAGCUCUGCAUAGGAGAAGAAGGGGUGUGUUGAUCCCAGGGGGAGUGGGGGGGCAAAUGAUAAGUCCUGAACACUCACUUGCAAAUACUUUAAAAGGUUUGGUUUCUCCUUGUAUCCAUCUUAUUGUUUAUAUAUUUGUAAUUUACAGGUAAACAUUUAUUGGGGAGAGGCAUUCUAUCACUGCUCGUUCUAUUUGAUAUGCUUUACUGUGCGUGAUGCUUUUGUUUGUAUUUCAGAAGCUUUUCCAAACACGUCAACAAAAAUUUAGCUCUUACCAGCUAUUAUUUCUAAUGAAGGUUCAAAUUGUGGAUUCAUGAUUUUCCUUAAUUUUGAGUUUUUCACUCAACACAAUAUAAGAAUACACAAUUUUUUUAAUGGCUGAAGCUUAUAUGCCUCUACUUGUGACCUAUGCUUCUCAUGUAUAUAUUUUUAUAUUCACUCAUGUUUGUAUAAAGGUGAAAUCUGUAGUGUCCAAUGUCCAAAAAUUGAUUCUGAAGGGGAAUAGAAUAGUUUUGACAUGCUGACAGAUUUGUAUUAAAAUUUCUACAAACUG